AUGACAGAAGCACAGUAUCUGAAGAAGGCCUGUUCGCUUCUUUACAAAAGCAACAGCAAUGAGGUGAAAGAUACCGUCAUAUUGACGGACGAGUUUCUGGAGCCCUUCCAGUUCUUUCGGGAUGAAUGGAUGUGGCAUCCCAGGAAGACUUUGGGGGGUCGAGGUCCUGGAGUCAACACCACAGCCUCACUCGUUUCCUCGGAGUAUAGGAACGGGUUCAACUCUAAGUACACAUCUCUACGUGGCUACGAUAUCGAGACAUCUGGCUGGAAGGACAGCGACUUUUACAUCUUCACCAUCCUUAGAGUUCUCCAAUCAUUCCAGAUUUCAGGCAAGCCUUUGCACACCGGCCGUUCAACGGCGUACAACAUCGAGCAGGCCGCAAAAGGGGUUCACUUGGCUCUUUCGGCGGUAAUGUCCUGGUACAAUCCAAGUAGGCAGUCGGCAAUGGCGCAAUUGAUUGAAGCAAGACUACCGCCGUCGAGACACACGGCUCAAAGUUCAAAGCUGAAGUCGAAGAGCAACAUUACCAGCCCGGUAUCCGACAUCAUCUGCUAUAUUUGGGCCGGCAGGGUAACUCUCGGUCGCAAUGGAGUAUUCAGCCAUAUCGACUACCGUAACGCACCUCAACCCGCAGCAGAUCAAGGUGGAGAUCCCGCAGCGAGGCUCUGGCUUGAAGGGGAGACGGAGGAUGUUGGGCUCGACGAGAAUGAAGAGGUUCAAACCACCAUCAGUACACCAUCGAUAUCACGGAGCACGACGCCAUCUGACGGACCGGCUUCCAAGCGUCCCCGGACAAGGGCUUAG
Lasiodiplodia theobromae is the source of this 807-nucleotide messenger RNA. Its product is annotated as Antibiotic biosynthesis monooxygenase. The transcript has a single exon. Lineage: Eukaryota; Fungi; Ascomycota; Dothideomycetes; Botryosphaeriales; Botryosphaeriaceae. Bases 1 to 807 code for a protein of 268 amino acids. The record is from RefSeq and is a predicted model, not a curated record.